AUGAGUCACAAUUCCAGCUCUCUGUCCUACAUACUCUUUGGAAGAACCGCGAAGCCCGAAAUGGAAGCUUGCAGUAUUGCAGCGGGUAUCGCUUUCAAUGUGCUGUCAUCAGGAAUCCUAUCAAAUUACCCACCACCGUCCAAUGUGACUGGUGGUAUCCUUGCAAUUGGUUCCAUGCCCGGAUUUACACCAAAAGGCACACAAGGGUCUUUACAGCUCUGUCCCAAUGACUUCUUGGAUGCCACGCCAGGCUAUCUGUAUUCAAACGGCACAUUACCUCUGAUAAAACCAGAGGCAAACGGCGACAAUCUUGCAUAUUAA
Messenger RNA from Botrytis sinoallii, 321 nucleotides. RefSeq lists its product as uncharacterized. The coding region runs from base 1 to 321 and encodes 106 amino acids. The record is from RefSeq and is a predicted model, not a curated record. NCBI's taxonomy places the organism in Eukaryota, Fungi, Ascomycota, Leotiomycetes, Helotiales, Sclerotiniaceae. The transcript has 2 exons.